CUGGGGGUAAUGGGCAUCACUGUCAGUGGAACCGUUGAGGAGUCUGUGACCUACUCUGCUUUUUAGCCUCUUUGGUCAUUGAUCUCGUUGAAGACUUUUAAAAGGACAAAACAUUCCAAGAACAAGAAGUUUAGGUUUCUAUAUUUAGCAACUUUACUUCAGACUUCAGACGCAUCUUUGCUCUCUUGAGAAAUGGGAAAGACGCCUGGUAAAUGGAUCAAGACUCUGCUUCUUGGGAAGAAGUCACCAAAGUCUAACCUGGUUCUGUCGGUGAAGGAUGAUUUUUCAAACUUAUCCCUUGAUCCUCCUGUGGCUUCAUCACAACAUGACACACCUUCAACUGCUCAAAAUGUUGUUGCCACAAGCAACGGUGAUGAUCUUGAGCCAAGGAAUGAUGUGGAUGAACUCAAGCUUGGACAAGCUGCUAGUAAGAUUCAGGCUGUUUUCAGAGCUCGUCAGGCACGUAGAGCAAUUCGAACGCUAAAAGGUAUCAUCAGGCUGCAAGCAGUUAUCCGUGGUCACCUGGUUAGAAGACAAGCCGUUGCUACUUAUUCAUGUAUAUGGGGAAUUGUCAAGUUCCAGGCGCUUGUUCGUGGCCGCAUAGGUAGAUCUUCUUCAGAUAAUGUGAUUCAUUGUCAGAAACCACAUAUGGAUGUCAAUGAUUCUGAAGCUUUACAAGUGAGCAUGUAUAGUUGGAUGGAUUGUCCCUCAAAAUUCAUCAUUGUCAAUAAGCUUCUGGUUUCAUCACAAGCUGCAUUGCCUCUGAAGAUCCAAUAUGGUCCUGAGGAACCUAACUCAGCCACGGUUUGGCUUGAACGCUGGACACAGUUUCAUGUUUGGUCUCCUCCUCCACGAGCAGCUAAGAUUCUUGCUCCAAAAACUAAGACAAAGAAGCGAAAUUAUCAAGAAGUGGCUGAAUCAGAAAAGGCAAGACCAAGACAAGGUGUCAAGAAACAAUCCGGCUCAACUAGUGGAAAGGUCUCUAACCGUUCUUCUACUACUGAAAGUGAGAAACCUAAACGAAGUGUGAGGAAGGCUUCCACGGUUAACAAAGAUCCCCUGAGAACUGAGACUGACAAGGCGAAGCCAAGAAAAAGUAGAAGCGCCUCAAAGGAGGGAUCACCGUUGGAUGCUAAAGAUGGGAAGCCUAGGCCUAAAAGGACUUCUCUUUCAAACACGUCGUUGAAAGUCACACGUAAAUCUGCUGAGAAGAAGAAAGAUACUGUGGAUUCUGUGCAGAGAGAGCUUGAUGUGAAGGUUUCAGAUAUUCUUGAAGUAGGAGACGAUGUUGAGUCUGCUGAAAAGAAGAAAGAUACUGCAGAUUCUGUGCAGAUAGAGCCUGAAGAGAAAGUUUCAGAUGUUCGUGAAGGAGGAGACGCUAUUGAGUCAGCUGAAAAGAAGAUAGAUACUGCAGAAUUUGUGCAGAUAGAGCCUGAAGUGAAGCUUUCAGGUGUUCUUGAAGGAGGAGACGCUAUUGAGUCAGCUGAAAAGGAGAACGAUACUGCAGAUUCUCUGCAGAUAGAGCCUGAGCUGAAGGUUUCAGAUGUUCUUGAAGGAGGAGGACACGCUGUUGAGUCAGCUGAACCGGAGAAAGAUACCACCGAUGUAAGUCCUAAGGAGGUUAAUGUCGAAGAAAAAGAGAAAUCACCAUUGGAAGAUGAACUCAGAACUUCAGAGACCAAUGAUAAAGGUGAAGAACUCAAAUGCUCAGAUGUGAAGGUAAGCUCUGAGAAUGGUUAUAAGGCUUCUGAUAACUCAAAGCCAAGUGAAAGACGAGUGUCACUGCACGCAAAUGGUGAAGAGCGUACACAUAGCGGGAGGAAAAUCCCCAGCUACAUGGCCCCAACUGCGUCUACAUUGCGGCGCCAUUCGCUGCCUUCUCCAGCCAAUGGUAAGCAGAGCAUUACUACUACGUCUCCAAGAGCUCACAAGCUUCUCCAAGCCUCGGCUAAAGGGUCUAUGAACGGCGAAAAAUCUGCUUCUUCUUUGAAGAACAAAACAGAUAAGUCAAACAAAACCGAGUGGAAACGUUGAAGGUUCAGGCAAAUAGAUUGUCAUAUCAUUUACACAAUCAAGCUUGAUAACUUAGUGUGCUCUUUCUUUUUCUCUGCGUUUUGGUUUGGUUUGGUGAGCUUAGAGUGUGUUUAGUCAGAGUUCAUGUUCAUUUCAUCCAUUUCAUACGUUGCUUCAGUUUACUUUGAUACAUAAAGUGUUUGAGUAAAUAGUUCUUCUCUGUAUAAAUCUUUUCUUUUACAUAGACAAGCCUGCGUUUCACAUACACUACACAUAGAAACCAAAGAGACUAAGCUAUUUCAUUUCAUCUUACUCGCGGAGAUUGACUGUAAGAAGGCAAAGGGGAUGCACCAGGAGUUACAUUCAGCAGAGGCCGAUCUUGACUAUAUCUCACCGGAGAUUUCUGCAUAUCAGAGGAAUGACGAGCUCUUGGAGAUUCCAUUUGAGUGUGUUUGGUUCCAGGUUUAACAGCGGCUUCUAGCUGUUCUAAUGUGGAUAAAACCACUGACAUUUUAGGUCUUAGCUUUGCCUCCGGGUUUAAGCACUGCAACGCGAGACUAGCAGCUGCAUAAGCUCCCUUUUGUGGAUAUUGACCGCCUAGUUUGGUGUCCAUAAUGCGGAAAAGCUUUCGCUUAUCGUCAAGGUAUGGUUUUGCCCAGUCCACAAGACUAUACUCGAGUCCACCAUUUGAAGUGUCCACGGCACGUCGUCCUGAUAUUAGUUCUAGUAGUACCACUCCGAAGCUGUACACAUCACUCUUUGCUGUCAAUCUACCUGUAGUAGGUGAAGAUGAGCUUCUUAAGAAACAAAAACACUCUAAUUGGUCAAAGAUUGUUGGUUAAUGUCAAAGCUUUUGAUUAAGUUUUUCAAGAUUUAGAAGUCUAAGUUUUUGAAAAAGGUUCUUACACGGUAGAACUUG
Messenger RNA from Eruca vesicaria subsp. sativa (arugula), 2932 nucleotides. The record is from the annotation of a GenBank genome assembly. NCBI's taxonomy places the organism in Eukaryota, Viridiplantae, Streptophyta, Magnoliopsida, Brassicales, Brassicaceae.